GUUCAACGUCCCUUGCCUGCAAAGUAGAGUUUCUAGAGAGAGAAACUAGAAGAGAGAGAAGAGAGAACUAGAAGAGAGGAGAGCAAAAGGAUAAAGAAAGGAACAAUACAGAUGACAAAUUGAUAAACAGAGCUCUCUACUUUCUUCCAUAUACUGCCUUCAAAUCUUGUACCCCAAAAAAGCUCACUUUCGAAAAAGUGCUUCUUCUUCUUCUUCCACAUUCUUUCAUGGGUUUUGCUUCAAAAAGCUGAUUGCUUUGGAAGCAGAAGAGAAUUGGGGAAGAAGAAGAAGAAGAUGUCUUGGAAAAGCAGAGGAGACCCAUCAUCUUCUAGAAGUUUUAUUUCUCAGAAAUGGACCCUUUUUCUCUGUUUAAGCUGCUUCUGUGCCGGAAUGCUCUUCACCAAUAGAAUGUGGACUGUACCAGAAAGUAAAGGUAUCACACGAAGAACAGCUAUGGAAGAAGAAAAAUUAAAUUUAGUUUCAGAGGGCUGCAAUCCGAAAUCUUUGAAUCAGAAGGAGGUGAAGCGCGAAGAUAAGGACAUUUUCGGGGAGGUUUAUAAGACUCAUAAUGCUAUACAAACAUUAGAUAAGACUAUUUCAAAUUUAGAGAUGGAAUUAGCUGCAGCAAGGGCAACACAGGAGUCGAUACGUAGUGGCUCUCCUUUAUCAGGUGACUUGAAGGCUGAUUCAACAGCGAAGAGAAGGUAUCUGAUGGUUGUUGGAAUUAAUACUGCUUUUAGCAGCCGGAAAAGAAGAGAUUCAGUUCGUGCUACGUGGAUGCCACAAGGCGAGAAACGAAAGAGACUAGAGGAAGAGAAGGGUAUCAUCAUUCGCUUUGUCAUUGGUCAUAGUGCCACAUCAGGAGGUAUUCUAGAUAGAGCUGUUGAAGCAGAGGACAGAAAGCAUGGAGAUAUCCUGAAGCUGGACCAUGUUGAAGGGUAUCUCGAAUUGUCGGCCAAGACAAAGAUUUAUUUUGCUACUGCUGUUGCUACGUGGGAUGCAGAUUUUUAUGUCAAAGUUGACGAUGAUGUCCACGUAAAUAUUGCGACGCUAGGAGAAACACUAGUCAGACACCGAAAGAAAAAGCGCCUGUACAUUGGAUGCAUGAAAUCUGGUCCUGUUCUAGCACAAAAGGGAGUGCGAUACCAUGAACCUGAGUAUUGGAAAUUUGGUGAGCCAGGAAACAAGUACUUCCGUCAUGCUACAGGACAGCUGUAUGCGAUAUCAAAAGAUUUGGCUACGUAUAUAUCAAUAAACCAGCAUGUCCUACACAAGUACGCUAAUGAGGAUGUCUCAUUGGGAUCUUGGUUUAUUGGACUCGAUGUACAGCAUAUUGAUGAUCGGAGACUAUGUUGCGGCACCCCACCCGAUUGUGAGUGGAAGGCGCAGGCGGGCAACAUCUGUGUUGCUUCAUUUGAUUGGAGCUGCAGUGGGAUUUGUAAGUCAGCCGAGAGAAUCAAGGAAGUCCACCGCCGGUGCGGGGAAGGCGAAAACGCCUUGUGGAGUGCUAGAUUCGAAUAGGCAGCUCGAACCUCUUCCAACUUCGGGAAGAUUUUCGAGCUUAAGUAUAAAGCCAGAUGUUUUUUCUUAGUUCAUUUUUCUCCUCCUGUAUUGAGUAUAGAGAAUUACAACACCAAAAAAUAGAGUUUAGAGAGAGAGUGUGCGUGCGUGCGUGCUUGCGUGCGUGCGUGUGUGUGAGAGAGAGAGAGAGAGAGAGAGAGGUUGCUGUGUGGACCAUCUCCAUUUUAGUAGAGGAUAUUGGCCACAAAGCAGCUGCUAAAUUGAAAAUAGAGGGGUCCCCAACCCAUACAAUUCUGAGAGGCUUGAAGAGCCAAACUGUAAGUUACAGUUCUUCUUCUAUGCCUACAGUAACAAAUGCAACAAUAAAUAUGCAAAUCUUUGUGGGAGCUUUUACAGCCUUUCUUGUACAA
Molecule: messenger RNA, 1931 nt
Organism: Pyrus x bretschneideri (Chinese white pear)
Lineage: Eukaryota; Viridiplantae; Streptophyta; Magnoliopsida; Rosales; Rosaceae
Product: probable beta-1,3-galactosyltransferase 2
Exons: 11
Coding region: 295-1521 (408 amino acids)
Cellular component (GO): Golgi membrane
Molecular function (GO): hexosyltransferase activity
Source: RefSeq, a predicted model, not a curated record